ACUCUUAAUAAUUCUGGUGGAGCUGAAAAAUCCUUCAAUAUCAACCUCAAGGGUCUAUGCUUAAGAGAGACUAAGAAAUCCAGGCACUGUAUGGUUGCCACGUGGCAUCCUUGGUAAUCUUCAUUGUGUGGACAUUAUGGAUUGUGUGACCAAUCUUUUUGUUACACACUACCAAUCAGCUACUAUAAGUCCCUCACUUUGUCAUAAACUUGCAUAGAAUUUGCUUCCACUUUGAGUACUUUUUGCUUAAUUCUUUGUAGCACCAAUCAGAGCACUUCUAUGGCUGCCUCAGUCUCCACUGUAGGAGCUGUCAAAACUCCUUUGAGCUUGAAUGGUUCAGUAGUAGCUGGACCUUCAGUUUCCAAUUCAGCUUUCUUUGGCACAAGCUUGAAAAAGAUAACCUCAAGACUUCCAAACACAAAGGUAAAUUCGAGUGGAAGCUUAAAAAUAGUUGCUGCAGAGACUGAAGGAGGAAAAGAGAAAAAACCAGACAGAUGGAAGGGUCUUGCCUAUGAUAUUUCAGAUGACCAACAAGACAUCACAAGGGGAAAGGGUAUGGUUGAUUCAGUUUUCCAAGCUCCACAAGAUGCUGGAACUCACUAUGCUGUCAUGAGCUCUUAUGAAUAUAUUAGCACUGGACUUCGCCAGUACAACUUUGACAACACCAUGGAUGGAUUUUACAUUGCUCCUGCUUUUAUGGACAAGCUUGUUGUUCACGUCACUAAAAAUUUCAUGACCUUGCCCAACAUUAAGGUUCCUCUCAUUCUUGGUAUUUGGGGAGGCAAAGGACAAGGAAAAUCUUUCCAAUGUGAGCUUGUCUUUGCCAAGAUGGGAAUCAACCCCAUCAUGAUGAGUGCUGGAGAGCUAGAAAGUGGAAAUGCAGGAGAGCCAGCAAAAUUGAUCAGACAGAGAUACCGUGAAGCUGCUGAUAUAAUCAAGAAGGGAAAGAUGUGUGUUCUAUUCAUCAACGAUCUUGAUGCAGGAGCUGGUCGUAUGGGUGGAACAACACAAUACACUGUCAACAACCAAAUGGUGAAUGCCACACUCAUGAACAUUGCUGAUAACCCCACAAAUGUCCAACUCCCUGGUAUGUACAACAAGGAAGAUAACCCUCGUGUCCCCAUCGUCGUCACCGGUAACGAUUUCUCAACAUUGUAUGCUCCUCUCAUCCGUGACGGUCGUAUGGAGAAGUUCUACUGGGCUCCAACAAGAGAUGACCGUGUCGGUGUCUGCAAGGGAAUUUUUCGCCACGACAAUGUUCCCGUCGAUGACAUUAUCAAGAUUGUUGACACCUUUCCCGGCCAAUCCAUCGAUUUCUUUGGAGCAUUGAGGGCUAGAGUGUAUGAUGAUGAAGUGAGGAAGUGGAUUUCUGGUGUUGGUGUUGAAACAAUUGGGAAGAAGCUUGUGAACUCAAAGGAAGGGCCUCCAACAUUUGAACAGCCAAAGAUGACAGUGGAGAAACUCUUGGAAUAUGGUAACAUGCUUGUCCAAGAACAAGAGAAUGUGAAGAGAGUUCAAUUGGCAGACAAGUACUUGAGUGAGGCUGCUCUUGGUGAUGCUAAUCAAGAUGCUAUUAAGAGAGGAACUUUCUAAAUUGCACUCUCUUAAGGUUGGAUUGAUUCAAUUGCCUCAAACAGCUAGAAGUUGUGAUGGCAUGUGGUUGUAACAUUCUCAAUGUGUUAGGUGGAAGAAAAAGAUUCCAAGUUUGAGAUAGUUUUAUUAUAUUUUUCAUAUUGGAGUGUCUUCCUGUGUAAUUUUGUUCAUUUGUGUACAAUGUUAAAUUGAAUUUGGUGUCUUUCUCUCUCAA
Cicer arietinum (chickpea) is the source of this 1807-nucleotide messenger RNA. RefSeq names its product ribulose bisphosphate carboxylase/oxygenase activase 2, chloroplastic. Lineage: Eukaryota; Viridiplantae; Streptophyta; Magnoliopsida; Fabales; Fabaceae. The record is from RefSeq and is a predicted model, not a curated record. Gene Ontology annotation, cellular component: thylakoid; chloroplast stroma. Gene Ontology annotation, molecular function: ATP binding; ATP hydrolysis activity; ribulose-1,5-bisphosphate carboxylase/oxygenase activator activity.